This is a messenger RNA of Orussus abietinus, 2088 nucleotides long. RefSeq names its product neuroligin-1 (gene NLG-3). Gene Ontology annotation, biological process: chemical synaptic transmission; synaptic vesicle endocytosis; modulation of chemical synaptic transmission. Gene Ontology annotation, molecular function: neurexin family protein binding; signaling receptor activity. The transcript has 11 exons. Lineage: Eukaryota; Metazoa; Arthropoda; Insecta; Hymenoptera; Orussidae. Gene Ontology annotation, cellular component: postsynaptic membrane; cell surface; synapse. The record is from RefSeq and is a predicted model, not a curated record. Bases 1 to 2088 code for a protein of 695 amino acids.
AUGUUCCAUGAAGUACCGGAAGGAGUUUGUGGCUUCCUGCUCGGAGACCAUAAUGGACCAAAUCCCGGCGCAAGGAACGGCGCCAGCAGGAGAUAUCCUGUAAUCGUCUUCGUCCAUGGGGAGAGUUACGAGUGGAGUAGCGGAAAUCCUUACGACGGGAGCGUACUGGCAAGCUACGGGGGUGUCGUCGUGGUCACCAUAAACUACAGGCUAGGAAUCCUAGGCUUCCUGAACGCCAACACGGACUCGCACUUACGCUCCCCGGCGAAUUACGGCCUGAUGGAUCAGAUCGCGGCUCUGCAUUGGGUCCAGGAGAACAUCGCCUACUUCGGCGGUGAUCCCGGAAACGUGACGUUAGUCGGCCACGGCACCGGAGCUGCCUGCGUUAAUUUCCUAAUGACCAGCCACGCCGUACCCGACGGUCUCCUCUUCCACCGAGGUGUCCUGAUGUCCGGAAGUGCACUUUCCCCUUGGGCACUGGUCAGAGGGGCAUCCGGUUAUGCAAUGCAAGUAGCGAAACACCUGAACUGUUCUUCGGCUGCAGGCGACCCCCAGAGUCUACUUCGGUGCUUACGAGAAGUGCCAUUGUCAUUGUUGGUGUCUGUUCCGGUAGAAGGGUUAAAGUUUGCGCCGGCGUUCGGUCCCAGCAUAGACGGUGUUGUGAUAGAUCCCGGGGAUCCGGAAGAUCAGGAUUAUACUUUGCAAGUAGACACAAUCAACACCCUCAACAAUAUCCUCUUGCGGAAGGACGUCAUAGCAAGGCUUUCCAGAUACGAUCUGAUGGUCGGAGUUGUGCGAUCGGAGGCCUACUUUUCGCUUACGGCUGAUGAUGCCCAAUUCGGCGUCGAGGCGGAUCGGCGUACGAAAAUCCUUCGAGAAUUCGUUCGCAAUACUUACACCUACCACCAGCCGGAGAUUUUGGCGACGAUCAUCAACGAAUACACCGACUGGGAGAGACCGGUGCAGCAUCCUGUAAAUAUUAGGGACGAAAUGCUCGAGGCUUUGACGGACGCGAACACGGUGGCUCCGGCUACGAGAACCGCCGAUCUUCACAGCCAAUCUCAUAGGAACUCCUAUCUCUACGUAUUCGACUAUCAGACCAAAUUCGGCGACUAUCCGCAGAGGCAAGGAUGCAUUCAUGGAGAAGAAUUGCCAUACUUUUUCGGAGCUCCAAUAGUUGGUGGACUUGCUCAUUGGUCGAGAAAUUACACCAGAGUGGAGACAGGCCUCUCGGAAAGUGUCAUCCUGUACCUCACAAACUUCGCUCGAACCGGAAAUCCAAACGAGGGAACACCGGAUCCUGGACCCAGUUCGAGGCCCGAAAGAAUGAAACUGAAAAACGUCGACUGGACUGCCUACGAAGCGGUGCACAAAAAAUACCUCAGCAUAGAUACAAAGACGAAGCUGAAGAACCACUACAGAGCCCACAAACUUUCCUUCUGGCUGAAUCUCGUCCCUGAUCUGCACAAACCGGGAUCGGAUGACGUCCCCAGGUCGCACCACCUCUUAGACGCUGAGCAGGUUCCACCCAGAUUCAUCCAGAGGAUACCCACGACGAUGAGGCCUACAACAUCCGAGCUGACCACGGAAAGGGUCCAAAACGUAUCCACAGCCUCUCCCAGUGAACUCACCUACGAAGAGUCGACAGCCCAACCGGAAGAUGGAUUUGCAGCAUAUUCAACAGCCCUGAGCGUAACGAUCGCGAUAGGAUGCAGUCUGCUGAUCUUGAACGUGCUCUUCUUCGCCGGUGUAUAUUAUCAGCGCGACAAGAAUCAACACAACUGCCCUAAGAAGCGCCAAGAGAAUGGCCAAAUGCCCAACAACAUCUGCGGGGAGCUGGAGACGAAGACGGAGCGUCAUCACAUCCAACACAUCCCACCUCCGGAGUUUGCAGAUCUGCAGAACAACUCCUGCCACGUCCCGAUACCACCUCCACCACCGAAAAACACGAAACCCGGGAAACCUGGUGGACAAAAUCUGAUUAUUAGUCCUAAUCAGCUGCAGCAGGAGAGCAUGGCCAUGGCUGGGGCGGGGACCCUGAAGAAGGGACACAAUCAUCAACAGAUCAUGGAGGAACUGAGGGUCUGA